AUGAAUGAGCUUUAUGAAAAGUCAGACGACAUUGAAGCAGCUAGUGAAAAACAUCAGUCCGCUUUGAAAAAUGUGCAGCGAGAUUUUGAAAGCAAAAGACACCAAUUGGAAGAAUUAAAAAACAUUCAGAAGACUCGACUUAGAAAGCUUCAGCGUGAUUACCCUGAUACAGUAAAACUGCAUGAAUAUAUCGACGAGAAUAAGGAUCAAUUUGAAGGGCGCGUCUAUGGCCCAGUCGUUUUGAUGAUGAAUCUGAAAGAUGCUCGUUAUGCAGCUUUAGUAGAACAAGCCAUGGGCGGUCCUCGAUCUUUUAUUUUCAGAGCUUUUAUCUGUGAAAAGCAAUCCGAUUAUAAAAAGCUAACAGCUUAUGCCAUCGAUAAACAGCAGUGGAAAGUCCGUAUUCAAUGGUCACCGACCAAUGAAGGUGAUUCAAGGACCCCAAUCUCGACAGAGGAACUUCGUUCUAGGUUUAAAUUGGAUUACUUUGUCAGUGAUCUUAUUGAAUGCCCUACUAUUGUUCAUCGUGCGUUAUGUCAGGACUCAAAUAUCAACCUAAUUCCUGUUGCACUUCAAGGUGUUAACCCAGCACAGAUUGCUAGCUCGGGCAUCUUCCGAAAAUUCGUCGUUGGGCAAACUUUCUAUAACGUCAAAACAAGUAAUUAUGGUAAACGUUCUAAGCAGAUCACGACUAGUGCUAUUAGAAAUGAGUACUGGUUAGGAGAAUCAAUUGAUUUGGAUGCUAAAAACGCCUUGUUGGAGAGUUUGAAGCAACUACAAAGCAAUAAGCACGAUUUAGACGUUCAACUGGAGAAAUUAGGCUCAAAGCUCGAUCAAAUAAAGCGAGAACUCGAGCAGAAAAAGGACGAAAAGAAAGUCCUUCAAAACGAAAAAAGAGAAAUCCAAAUCGCUGAACAGCGCUAUAAUAAGAAUCGAGAUAGAUUGGUUAGGCUCAAACACGACUUGGAAGAACUUAGGCAAAAGCCCGAAGAGGAUAAACGUAAAAUCGAUGAACUAGAACGGGAGAUCAAACAAAUGAAUGAACAUGAAGAGUCUUUGUUAGCUGAAUGCGAAGAAUGCUUGGGAAAAGUCAUUGAUUAUCAUAAAACUAUGAUUCUUGCUUCUAUAAACUACCUUCAUUGUAGUACCAAACAUACCUCUGUAAAACAGUUUGCAAAGCAGCAUUCAAAAGACCUUGAGGCUGCUGAGCGAGAGAUGAAUAAUAUUAAAGUACAUUAUGCGAAUGCAAAUAAUGACGUCAAACGCCACAUGCAACAUUGUAGAGAUGCUGGUCAAGGCCUUCCUGACGAACUUACGGAGAAAUGGAAAGAAAUUGUUCAGAUAUGGAAAGCUGAAGGUCUGCCUAUCACACUUGAAGAUUUAGAGAAUAAAAUAGCUGUACAACAAGGCAAGAAAGAUGGUAUGCGAUUUGCUAAUCCUCAUGCUAUGGAGCAUUACGAAGAGAGGAAGAAAGAGAUUCAACGACUUGAAGAAAAGAUUGAUAAAAAUAAACAAGUUUUGGACGAGUUAAAAGCCAAAAUCGAUGGAUUGAAGAAUCAAUGGGCACCUAUGAUCCAUUCACUUGUAGAAAGAAUCAACGAAAAGUUUACAGCUGCAUUUCAGCGCAUUCGAUGUGUUGGUGCUGUCAGUGUUGCAGAGGAUCCCGAUUUUGAUAAAUGGGGUAUCAACAUUCACGUUAAAUUCCGUGAAAACGAAAAGCUUCAAUUAUUGACGGGCCAACGGCAAUCUGGUGGUGAACGCUCUGUUACUACUAUCCUUUAUUUAAUGUCUCUACAAGAUCUCGCAAAAUCACCUUUCCGCGUUGUCGAUGAAAUCAAUCAAGGUAUGGAUCCUAGAAAUGAGCGCAUGAUUCACGAACAAAUUGUGAAAGGCGCAAGUAGACCUGGUACAUCACAAUACUUCUUAAUUACACCAAAACUUUUACCAGAUUUGUAUUACAAUGAGCGAAUGCGUGUAUUAUGUAUAUACAACGGCGAAUGGCUACCAGACAAAAUGAAGCCUUUAUCUCAUUACCUGGAAAAUGCUCGCCAGAUUGCUCAGGCCUAG
Mycotypha africana is the source of this 2064-nucleotide messenger RNA. RefSeq names its product P-loop containing nucleoside triphosphate hydrolase protein. Gene Ontology annotation, biological process: double-strand break repair via homologous recombination. Gene Ontology annotation, cellular component: Smc5-Smc6 complex. Bases 1 to 2064 code for a protein of 687 amino acids. Gene Ontology annotation, molecular function: ATP hydrolysis activity; ATP binding. The transcript is spliced from 8 exons. The record is from RefSeq and is a predicted model, not a curated record. NCBI's taxonomy places the organism in Eukaryota, Fungi, Mucoromycota, Mucoromycetes, Mucorales, Mycotyphaceae.